AUCUGAGCGUGUCCCGGAGCAGUCGGAAAACUCGCACUGAGAAGACCUGCAGCCAUCUCUGCUUCUGAAGGCGGGCCAUACAGGAGGGAGAGGAAAUCACAGGGGCUGAUAAGUAGGGUCCACUUUGUCUCCAUCUCUCUCUCCAUCAGCUCUCUCGUUCAGCAUGGAGCCCAACAGCCCUAAGAAAAUUCAGUUUGCCGUUCCACUCUUCCAGAGCCAGUUGGAUCCCCAGGCGGCCGAGCAUAUUCGCAAACGCAGACCAACUCCAGCCACUUUGGUCAUCUACAAUGAGCCCAGUGCAUCAGGAGAUGACAAGCAGACUACAAGCAAUCAAACAGAAGCCCAGAGUGCCCAGCUGUCUCCAGCCCAAAGAAAACAGAGCGUCUACACGCCACCGACCAUGAGAGAGCUGCAGCUGGUGGUGGAGCAGCACUUUCAGAGGCAGGAGCAGCAGGAGGCGGGGCUCUCUGACAGCCCAGACACGCCCAGUCCAAUCACAGCACAGCAUUUUGCCAACGAAGCUCAGUGGGCCAAUCACAACAGCUCAGAGCCCAAUGGCAAUGAGACUUAUGUCAGUACUGAGGGACAGCCAGGCAGCAGUGGGGCCGGGGGAGACACAGCAGACACCUCAGGAAGUGAGCAGAAAAACUUGAGCAGUCCUUCAUCUGUCUCUCGAUAGCUGUAAUAACGUACCUGGCACACCGUAGACCCUUCCUAAACAUUUACUGUCCCCUCCACUCUUUGGACUCUGAAUAAGAAGACAUGCUUUCUCUAAAUACACAUAUUGUACUUUCUCACCUCUUUCUAAGUUCACUUCCAGUGAUGACUUCCUUUAAUCAGUUUUAUUUGUGUGAAAUGUAAUGCUUGUUCUUCACUCUGAAAUCUGUACCGAAAUGAUCUGUCCUGUUUGUUUUUCUAUUUGAUAAAAUGGCAUUUGAAAUAUUUCCAAUAUGUAUAUCUGUGGAAUCAGAAAUGCGGGCAGCAUAUUUUUGGCACUUUCAGAUCGGUUGUAAUAAUUUCUUUAUGGGUAUGGAUUUACUUGUGAAGUAGAGACAAUGAAAUAAACUUUUUUGGAGCUUGAAAAAAAAAAAAAAAAGGAAUGAUGUAAAUAAUUUUGAGUAAGUGCUGUUUAUCUAAUGUUACUGUCAUUUUGGUUCUUCAUCUCCCACUUCCAAAAUGUCUCAAUCUUAGACCUAAUAGAGCAC
Molecule: messenger RNA, 1205 nt
Organism: Sinocyclocheilus rhinocerous
Lineage: Eukaryota; Metazoa; Chordata; Actinopteri; Cypriniformes; Cyprinidae
Product: protein phosphatase 1 regulatory subunit 1C-like
Exons: 7
Coding region: 164-679 (171 amino acids)
Biological process (GO): intracellular signal transduction
Cellular component (GO): cytoplasm
Molecular function (GO): protein phosphatase inhibitor activity
Source: RefSeq, a predicted model, not a curated record